Molecule: messenger RNA, 1659 nt
Organism: Aethina tumida (small hive beetle)
Lineage: Eukaryota; Metazoa; Arthropoda; Insecta; Coleoptera; Nitidulidae
Product: probable tyrosyl-DNA phosphodiesterase
Exons: 8
Coding region: 137-1570 (477 amino acids)
Biological process (GO): double-strand break repair; single strand break repair
Cellular component (GO): nucleus
Molecular function (GO): 3'-tyrosyl-DNA phosphodiesterase activity; double-stranded DNA binding; single-stranded DNA binding
Source: RefSeq, a predicted model, not a curated record
UGGGUGUUCUAUGGGGUUAACCGUAUAUUCUGCGCAGUUAUCUAAUUGAUCGUUAUUAUCUAAUCUAGAUAAUCCAUAUAGAAACGAGUAAAGGUUUAUACAUCAUAUUGUUCCAAAAUAAAAGAAAAAUAAUAAAAUGGCAAGCUCACUGCAAAAUAUUGAGAGAAUUAAACAAAAAACUGAUUUUCUAACAUUAUCUUCAAUAAAAAUUUUGGAUUCUGAUCGGAAUUUUAUGAAAUAUACAAUGUUGGAAAAACUUGUGAGAACAGCUCCUUAUAAUUUGUUUUUUACAACCAUUUCAAAAUCACCAGAAACAUCAAAACAAAACAAUUCUGCAACAUUCACAGAUAUAUUGUGUCCUAGUUUGGGUAAGUUGGAGGAGUCUUUACAGAUUAAUUUUAUGCUUGAUAUUAAUUGGUUGCUAGAGCAGUACAAAGUCAGAGGUUUAAGUAAACAACCACUAACAAUUAUUUAUGGGUAUGACUGUUUUGAAGACAUGCAACCACAUAUGGAUAAAUAUUGCCCAAAUGUUACUUAUAAAUUUGUAGAAUUGAAAUUUGGAUGUCACCAUUCUAAGGUUGGAAUUUAUGUGUAUAGUGAUAAGUCAAUUAGAGUUGUUGUUUCAACCGCCAAUCUGUAUUACGAAGACUGGAAUCACUAUAAUCAAAGUUUCUGGAUGAGCCCAAAAUGUCCUCAACUACCAGAAGACACUCCAGACACCUCUGGUGAAUCACCAACUGGCUUUAAAAUGAGCCUCAUAAACUACCUCAAGGACUGCAAAUUCGACAUACUUAAUAAGUGGAUUAAAUACGUGAAACGAACGGAUUUCAGCGCAGUCAAAGUAUUUUUGGUGACCUCCCUUCCUGGUAAGCACUACCCAACUUCAGAUACAGGUUGUCACCUGCACAGAGUAGGCGAUUUGUUGUCGCGUCAUUGCGUCCUACCAACCAAAACCGGUGCCGAUGACGAAGGACCCUUGGAUUCUUGGAGUGUUGUUGCUCAGGCUUCCGCCCUAGGUUGUAUGGGUGAAUCGCCGGCCAAAUGGCUGCAUGGACAAAUUUUGAGAUGUUUGGCGAGUCAUUCCGAAAGUCCUUCGUCUAACAGUCCUAACGUCAAUCUAUUUAUUAUUUUUCCAACCAUCAAUAAUGUGAUGAAAGGAUAUUAUGGAAGCAGAAGUGGGGGAUGUUUGCCUUAUUCCAAGGCGAUUCAUCGAGAGCAAUGGUGGCUUCAGGAUUAUAUCCAAUGGAAGGCAGACAAAUUAACGAGGACUAGGGCGAUGCCGCACAGUAAGGGCUAUACUAGAAUUUCGCCUUGUUUGGGCAAAUUAGCUUACUUCCUUUUGACCAGUGCCAAUCUUUCGAAAUCCGCCUGGGGUGGACCAGUACAAAAAGAUAACGGGACACACGUGAAUAGUUACGAAGUUGGUGUGUUGUUCCUACCAAAGUUUUUUGGUGAAGAGUAUUUCGAAAUUGAUGAUACAAUGCAGAGGAAAAGUCAGAAUAUUUUCCCUUUAAUGUAUGAUUUACCUCUGGUUGCUUACGAUUCUUGUGAUUAUCCUUAUUGUAACUAAGAAAUAUAUAAAAAUUAUUCAAACGUUUCCAGCUUUUACUAAUGUUAACAAACUUAUAGUUUAAAUUAAUAUUAAAUUAUCUAUUAUUU